Messenger RNA from Plodia interpunctella (Indianmeal moth), 5040 nucleotides. RefSeq names its product titin-like. The record is from RefSeq and is a predicted model, not a curated record. Bases 265 to 4179 code for a protein of 1304 amino acids. NCBI's taxonomy places the organism in Eukaryota, Metazoa, Arthropoda, Insecta, Lepidoptera, Pyralidae. The transcript has 4 exons.
CGCCGACCGCGCGCAACUCCUCCCGGAUUCAAACCAACUGGCUCAUUUACUACCGCGCUAUAUUUAACCGCUGCGGCCAGAUUAAUAUCUACAUGUUCCGCCAAAAAAUAAGUGAACCGACUCCAGACAGUGAUUUGAAAAUCAACCCACCAGUGCCUACUAACAGUGCCAGUUAUAAAUGAGUGGACACAACGUCAUACGGUAUCCCUUAAUCAUUUUAACGCAGGAAGUAAAUUUUGUUUGCCGUUAACAUCGCCCUCAAAAAUGAAUCCACCGUCGGCGCUCUUCAGCGCUAUGAACCGGGAACGAAAACCGUUCACCUACACGCCUGGUGGAUUGGAUCUUUCGGAGAUAAAGUCGGAACGUAUGGCCAAACGGUUGAUGAGGAAUGCUAUGAACCAAGGAGUGCCUGAGGUCCCCAUACAACAAAUCCAGUCACCACCAAUGCCAUCUACUCCAAUUGCUGUUCCAAAUUUUAAUUGUUUACCAGUUCAAGUAUUUCCGACGUUUAAUCUCCCAGCAAAUCCUAAGUCACUGCUAAGAACUCGGAGUAAUCCUGAAUAUCCCAAAGAACCGACUAAAGGAGUACAGUCUCCUUCAUCAUUUGCAUUUAAUAAUAGUAAACCAAGUGCAGUACAAACACAACAGACUUCGCCAUUUCCAUCGCAUUUGCCGUCACACGUGCCACAAACAAAUAUUGUUGGUCAAAAUAGACCAGCGUCUAUGUAUGAGUAUAAUAUUGUAUCAAAUAGUGCUAACACAAUACCGAAAACAAAUUACGGAAGUAAUGGGUCUACUGUGCCUAUUCUUCCUCCGAUUUGUUAUGAAGCAGAGUAUUUUCAGACUCCUUCAAAAAGUAAUGCUAAUAUUCCAGUGACUAUACCACAAAGAAGUAAAGAUAUAUCUGUGUCCGUACCUAUGAUUAAUGAAGAAAAUGAGAAGUUAUUAGUGCAAGAUGAAAAAAUAUAUACACCUUUAGCUACAGUCACCAUACCUGAGAAUAGUACAUUGCCUACACCAAUAAAAAAUGAUAAUAGUGAGCAACUAUUUAUAGAAGAUGAACGGCUAUGCACACCUAUAGUAUCUAAUAACAGUAUUUCCGUGAUACUAUCAGAAAAAUGUGAAGACAAUAAUCAUGUGACUAUACCUAUAACAAAUAACAAUAAUGAACCAUUGUUAGUACACGAUAAAAAGUUAUACUCUGAUUUUGAAGUACAGCCUAUAAAUACAUCAGUUCCCACAGAAUCAAUACCUGUUGAAGAUGAAGUGACAUCUGAUAACGAACAGAGAGAAGUUAAAGUCGUAAAGAAGCAAGUCAAGAAAGAGCAAAAAGUUGAGAAUGGUGAACAAAAUGGAGAUGUUAAUGUAGACGCUGAAUUAGUAGUUAAGUUACCUGCAAAGAAAUCUGCAGCAAAGACUGAAACUAAAGUAGAAGUACAUAAAACUAUUCUUCCCGAUGGGACAGUUGAGGAAGUAAAAGUAACGACUACAAAAACCACAAUCGAUGGUAAAACAGAAAUUAAAACAAAAACAGAGAAAAAAAUAAUACCUAAAGAAGAAGUUGAGGAAGUUGAGGAGGAAGUAGAAGAGGAGCAGGAAGAAACUUCGGGUAUUGUACAGGAGGUAGAAGAUGAAGUUAUCGAAGAGCCUGAGGUAGUCAUAAAAAAGACUGUCAAAGAAACGCCAGUGGCAGAAAAUGGUCAGAAAGAAACAAUAAUAAAAGAAAAAGAAAGCGUGGAAACAUCGACUACUAAAAAAGUUGUAAUUGUACAAAAAGAAGAAUCUGAAGAGGAGGAGGAAGAGGAGGAGGAAGAAGAAUCUGAGCCAGUUGUUGUUAAAAAAUCAGUUGUGAAACCUCCUUCUCCUAAACCAGAAGUUAAGGAGGAGAAAACUGAAGAAAAGGAUGAAGUUGAAGAAAAUGUUGAAGACGAUGUUGAAGAUAAAGAUGAACUUAAAGAGGAAGUUGCACAAGAAGAAGUUACUGUAACAAUUAAAAAACCAGAACCACUAAAACAGGAUGAUGAUGAAGAAAAGAUUGAUGAGGAAUUUGAAGAAGCUGAAGAAGAAAAAGUAGAACAGAAACAGGAGAAAGUAGAAACUAAAGUAGAAGAAAAAAAGGAAGAUGAAGAAUCAGAAUACACCGAAGAAGAAUAUGAAUCAGAAAAAGAAGAAGUUCCAGUGAAAGAACCUGAACCUAAACCAAAAGAAGUUGAACCAAAAGAAGAAAAGCCAGAGAAAGAGGCAGAAAUAAAACAAGAAGAAAUAACAAAGCUUGAAUCUAAACCUGAAAAACAAGAUGAACAAAAUGAAUCAGAUCCUAUUCCCGAACAAAAGAUUCCACUAAGGGAGCCAUCUAUCCCACUAGAAAAGGUAGAAGACGUAGAAAUCAAACCCAUAGGUCCUGCAAGCGAAGUUAUUUCAAAAACACACACAGAAAAUACUGAAAUCUUUACUAACACUACACAAAAACCAACUGGUCCUCUCAGUACACAAACUGAAUACAGUAGAGUUGAAAACAUAGUGACCGUAAAUCGCACCACCAAAGCACUCGAUCAUAGUUAUGAACAAAUGACACAAGCGGGUAUCCCUACUGUCAGAACAUAUUUCGCCCCCAGCAGGGAAAGGCUUGGAACUUCCCCGACUCCUUCAAAACCAUAUCAGCCAGUGUACACUCCAGCACCCCCUACAGAGAGGCGCCAUAGUUUACUUCUUGAUAGACUGAGCACGGAACGCCAGUUACCUUCUUCCGAUAUUUACCAAAAUUCAUAUCAAACCACAUACAACAACCAAUCAUAUGAGCAGCAGAGACAAUGGUCACAAGAACCACAAUCAGAAGUUUUAAAUGUUAGCAAUGUCAAGCCCAGUAAAAUUACUAAUUCUCAAUGGUAUCAACAAAAUAAUAGGGAAAAUGUAAUCUACAAUAAUGUUACACCUUCGGCUGGUAUUCCACCUCAAGCGCCCACUCCAGCUCCCAUCAAUCAGUUAUGGAAUCAACCUCCAACUGAACAACAACCACAACCACAAUACCAAUCUUCAUACAUAGACAGUACUGCGCAAGAAAGAACCUUAACAAACACUUACCAACCAACAAAUUACUCUUCUUACGCACCCAAACCUACUAACUGGGCUAAUGAUAUACCAUCUGUCAACACAAACCAGUAUUCGUAUAUUAACAAAGACACCACUGAAAAUUACCAAAAAUCAACUCAACAAUUCACUUCUUCAUAUGUUCCUCCACCUUGGGAACAAGACUCAAACUAUGUUUUAGAAAAUACUAGCCAAAAUUAUUACCAACCACAACCACAGAGUAACACAUACACUCCUAGUUCGAACCAAAGCUGGAAACCUACACCACCUCCUAACAAAUUCACUAAACCACCACCUACAGCUUACAUACCACCCGCACCUAAUCAAUCAUUUGUGAGAUCUGCUAGCGUAGUGGAACCACCAAGACUACCUGGCAGAAAAACUUAUUACAGUGAAUAUGAACGGCGGUACAUCACAGUACCUGAAUCCACGUAUAUACCUGGCGAGACAGCGAAGUUCCAACCUCAACCAGAUCCUUCACCUCAAUAUUAUUACGAUAACAAUGAACCAUCGGAAAAAGUGGAGCAUGAGUGGCGUAAAGAGCUCCGAGAAUUUACGGAGAAGACGUCCCAAACGACGGAGCAAACUUCAGUGAAACCUCCAUGGGAAGAGGAUAACAAAUAUGUCAAGGCUCCGUCUUCGUACACUCCUACAUGGAGUCAAACAUUGCGACCGCGAUCAUGGCGCGAAAGAAGUUUUGAGUCUGAAUACGUUGGAUCUCAAGAGCUUCCAAAGACCAAUACUUUGGGUAGAGGUCGUCCAUUAAGUUCUUAUGCCAAAGCUGAAGCGCCUGCCCCUGACAGGGCAAGAGGAGUGUCGGUUGACAGAUACAACCCGAACUACUAUCAGCCUCCGAUUGCAUCGGAGCACCCACCUGUGCCGACACAUACUCUGACACCGACUCCGGCAGCGAAAGCGUACCACAACCCCAACGUGCCUGCGUAUCAUGCCCACCCUCGUGCGUCUGCUGAACCUAGAGACCACCCGGUACCAAUUCCACAAGCGCGUCUAUGGGGCUCAGACGCCCGCGGCAGUCCGGUCCAGUCCAGAUCAUUCAAAUACCUCCAAUGGAUAACUGGGACAGAGGAUUAAACAUCAUGUAGAAGUAAUUUAAACUCUAAGGCUAUUUAUUUAAGAUAUAUAUUUCAUCGCAGCAACUGCAUUCUAUUUUUAGGCGUUCGUCUUCAUCGUGAUCCCAAAAUUCUUCAAACGAAUUCGAAGUGAUUGCAUGAAGUGAAAAAUAACAAUGCAUAAAAGCUGCUCGUACUAAUUAAGGUUGUAAAGUUAUUCGAUAAAACGAAUGGAUCGAUUGUAUGUAAAUUUAGUUUAAGUAGCCAUCUGUUAGUUUUUACUUUUACUCUAUUUUCUUUGUUUAAUUUUCAUUUUUCUCCAAUAAUGUACAGUUUCGCGGGCCUUGUUAUACGUAUUUAACACAUGUGGGAUUUUAGUAAUACUCGAAGGAUCAAUGUUUCAAAUUGUCAGUUAUGUGAUAUUUGUAGUUUGUCGUUCGCUUACCUAGUCAUUUGAGACAUGUAUGUCGCUAGUCUUUACACAAGUAAUCUAGACUUUCUACAAGUGCAUUUUUUGCUUCAUUUUUAAUAUUAUUAUGUACUUAAACUUCUGACUUAUCUAAUUUAAGGAUUAUUUUUGUAUUUUAUUCUAAUUAACUUUUUUGAAAGGUGUACUGUGAGACAUGGCGUCUUUUGUUUAAAAACGAUUUAUGUUUUGCAGUUAUGCGACUUUUGCUUAAAUUAUUUGUUUUAAAAAUAAAUGGAUUAUUUUAAGCUUGUAAUAACCAUAAAAUUAUCACUGUGUGUAUAAUAAAGUUCCUUUCACAUAAAAUAAGGUGCAUGGUCCAUUAUGUUUAUACCACUUCGUUAUUAUCAAUUUCUUUGUUAUUUGUGACAUUAUUGUUGAGUUUUAUUUAAUAAAAGCUAAAAAUGAAAUAUUCAA